UCGGCCUCCCAAAGUGCUAGGAUUACAGGCGUGAGCCACCAUGCCCAGCCCCACCUACCAGUUUUUGUCCCCCAUGAACCCAUAUGAGUGUUGAGAGGCAGUCUGUCUCUAUCCUUGGGUUUUUGGAUCCCAGCACUCAGUCUUGUUUUAGUACUCGUUUUCUUGGACCAUCCUCUAUAGUCCAGCUUGGGAAAGUCAGAACAGGCACAUGUGGGGGACCACCUAAACAGAGGGUUCAUCCACCCGGGCUGCAGAGCCCCAGGCUGCUGUGUCUGCACCACUGCCAGGUGCUGAAGUGUGGAGAGGAUGGGCUCAGGCCUGCCCGUGAACCCUGUCUGAUGGGUCAGGAGGGGGCUUUCCCCAGGAUCUCAGGGAGUACCGUCUUCAACUUGGACCAGAAUGGAAUCACUGUUUAUUUUGACUGGUCAGUAUCAGGGUUCAGAUUGUCCUUGGGUUGGGCGUCAGGAUCAGGGAGAAAAGAUCUGGGCUCUGGGAUUAGCCUGGGUAGAGGAGGAGCAGGCCCUCCAGCAGGCAGCCCUGCACCAAGUGUGGGAUUGCUCAGCAUCCCUGGUUUUGCAGAGACACCUGCGCCCCCCAGCCGAAGGGCACGACCACAGCAUUGGAGUCUCAGUCCUGUUUUAGGGCCACGGGCCCCUGGGCUGCCACCACUGGAGCUAGUUAGCUGAAUCCCAAACAGAAGCGUUUACAGCUAACUCAUCCCUGUGCCGACUCCCAUUCUCAGGAGUCCAGGACGGUAUGUCUUCCCACUGGCCCAGGCCACUCUGGCUCUGUCAACAAAGGCCUUCUCCAUCAAGCAGAAGAGAACUUGCUUGGCUGUCUUCUGAUAAAGCCAUCCAUGUUAGGUAUUGAGUAGCUGGUCAAGCAGGAUCCUUCCGGGGCCUGAUGAGAACCCUCUCUUUUCCAGGGCUCAUCUACAGCCUAUUGGGAUACCAGUAUAUCCCAGCAUAUUUAGAGGGUGACGUGUGGUCCCUGGACUUGUGUCCCUGUACCUGUUUUAUCUUUUUGGCCCAUCUCCAUCUGUACUUGGGAUUUGGCCCUGGUUUCCCCCUUGCCCUUGGCCAUUGCUCUCCUCCCCCAGAGUGUGAGUGGCCUGCUCUGGGGUGGGGCACUUCCCCUGGGCUCUAACAGGCCCCAAGAGAAAUCUGUCCCCAAUUUGUUUGGUAUACUCACCUAAGGAACAUCAAGUGUAACGGCCUUAUUUCAUUGCCUGUUUUUAUGAGAAGCACAGUCAUUCCUAAAGUGGCAAGUAGGGGGGUCACUUACCUGUGGGCUAUGCCCUUUGGGUCUGGUCAUUCCUCUGUCCUCUCCUGGCUGUCCUGGGAACUGUCGAACAAAGCUCUAGGAGCAGUCCCUCUCUAUUCUUCCUGACAAGCUGUUUCCAGCCCCUGGAGCUAGAGGUAAAGUUUCACAUCUCCGCCCUUCAUAGGCAUUUGUGCAGCCAACAUCAGCUAUUGGGAAAUCUGUCAUUUCGCUCUGACGCUAGUGCUGCUGUCUCCUUCUCCCUCAGCAGCCACAGCAGCAGUUGCUUCUGCUCCGAUGUGAUGUCCGAUCCCUGAUGUAUUUUCCUGAGCUUGGAAGGGGGAGGGUGAGGAGGGGAGGAAGGGGAGGGCCAGACAUUACGAGAGUGAGCAAGGACUGUGGAGCCAGCAGCAGGCAGCGUGGAGCCCAGGAGCCUUUAGACAAAGCAUUCUGCUGCGGCUCUGUCAGCGCGCACAUCCACCGGCAGCAGGCAGGACCACAGCUGCCCGGCUGGGGGAUUACAAGCAAGAAUGAAUCAGCACCCGGGGACACUUGACUUCAUGGGCAUCCAAGAACCUGCCACGUAGGCUCCUGGAGCAGACUUCCCCAUUCAAGGGCAGGGGAGCUCAAGUAUCCCCCAGACUCGGCAUCUUGGAGCGCUGCGGCAGCGUGCAUCCAGAAGGCCACCGGGUCCCUGACCACCAUCUGUUCUGCACGAGACAGAGGAGAGGGAGUGGAGGCUGGCAGAGUUGGUCACCAGGGUCUUGUAGAUAACCAAGGAAGUUGGCAUUGUCCUGCCCCAAGGGGCAGAAAGUACCUGGGAACGGCAGAAUGACUUUCACCAUGUCAGGAGUUCACUGGAGGUGAUGUGUUUAUAGUUGGUUCUUCCUUUUCCUUCCUUGUACCUCUUUUUCCUCCUUUUCUCUUUUUUCCUUCUUUCAUCUCUUCUUGCCCACAAGAAUCAGAGAAGUAGGUUGGGGUUCAGGCAUCCAGCUCAGAACAUCCAGGGUCUGCCAGAAAGGGCUGAACUUUUGUCCUCCCUGCACCACCACAAUCCCCAUCCUGACCGAGGAGCAAAUAGAUGUCCUCCCUUCCCUGCUCAUCCUUAGAGGAGAACGCCAAGAUCCGGAGACCCUGGGACGACUGUGGCUGUCUUUAUCACUCAGCCAAAGAGAGAACAGCGCAGGACGUGAAUAGACUUAAGCUGCCACAGCUCAGCUGACAGAGGACCACUUCCUUUUCUCUCUUUUAUCUGGUUGGGUUUUGUCUUCUUUACCCAAGAACUGAAUUUGCCUGCCUGCUUUCUACCUGAGCAGGCAGGUGAGUCACUGGAACAGCUAUUAUCAGAAGAGGAAAAUGAAUGCCCAGCCCCUGAAAACCAGCCCGGCCCAAGAAGGCAGCACUUCAGACGGCGUGCUGGCCCAGGAGACGCCCUGUUCACCAGCUGCCAGAGUCUAGCUGUGGACUGGGCUCCUGGCCCACUGGCCGCGCAGCCUGGCGGAAUGCGAUGCUGCCGUCCCAGCAGAGCCACACCUGAGCCCGACCCCCGAGCCCCGGCCCAUGUGCCCCACUCAGCCCCUUGCUGCCUUGAGCCUUUGAGCACAAAGGGCCGGUGGCCAUGGUUUGCUUAUUCCGGGACUGCUGGGGGAAAACAAGUAAAAGUCUCUUUUCUGCCCCUGCCGUGUUCUGUGCUGCUUGUGUUGCAUGUGCUGGGUCCCGGUGAACAGCCGCCGCUGCUGCUUCCCUCCCGGAGCCCUCGCUGUGUGCCUGUGUCCCUCAGCUGCAUGAAGAUGCGUGCUCUCUCCUGACUGGUUUAUGCUGCAAGGUCGCAGAACUUGCCCCUCGCCACAGCCCCACAGGGGCUCCAGAAGUUGCAUGGAUGAGAGGAGCAGCAGGGCUUGUGGGCACUUAGGAGCUCCCUCAGCCCCCUCUAGUGCCUGUGGGGACAGACUUUCUGAAAUAUCUCAGCGCGCACGCUGAUGAGGAGUUGACCUGGAGACUGUUGGGGGUUGGCUUCCCCCACCCCCGACCUGUGGGCAGAGAUCAUGCAUGUGCAGCCGUGGCCCUGGAGCAGCUCAGACCUGGGGGUGUGAGUGGGCAGCAGCCGCCCGAGGUUGGGCAGUGUGUGGACAGCACCAGGUGGUCCUGUCCUUGGCUGUACACAGAAGAGGAGCUGCGUGUCCACUGCUCUCUGGUCUCUUGUAUAUAGUUUGGCUGUUUCAUGGUUCGCGGACGCUGGAGCAGAGUGUCGGAGAGUGGCUGGAGUCGAUUGGGCUGCAGCAGUAUGAGAGCAAGUUGCUUCUGAAUGGCUUUGACGAUGUCCGCUUCCUGGGGUCUAAUGUGAUGGAAGAGCAGGACCUGCGGGACAUCGGCAUCAGCGACCCACAGCACCGGCGGAAGCUGCUCCAGGCGGCACGCUCCCUGCCCAAGGUGAAGGCUCUGGGUUAUGACGGGAACAGCCCCCCUAGCGUGCCCUCCUGGCUAGACUCCCUGGGGCUGCAGGACUAUGUCCAUUCCUUCCUGUCAAGUGGCUACAGCUCCAUCGACACCGUGAAGAACCUCUGGGAGCUGGAGCUCGUCAACGUCCUGAAGGUCCAGCUGCUCGGCCAUCGCAAGCGCAUCAUUGCCUCCCUCGCAGACAGGCCGUACGAGGAGCCGCCCCAGAAACCCCCCAGAUUCUCCCAGCUGAGGUGCCAAGAUUUGCUGUCCCAGACGUCAUCCCCGCUGAGUCAGAAUGAUUCCUGCACUGGGCGGUCGGCAGACCUGCUGCUGCCUCCAGGGGACACAGGCAGGAGGCGCCAUGACAGUCUCCAUGACCCUGCAGCACCCUCCCGAGCGGAGCGCUUCAGGAUCCAGGAGGAGCACCGUGAGGCCAAGCUGACCCUGCGGCCCCCGAGCCUGGCAGCCCCCUACGCCCCAGUGCAGAGUUGGCAACACCAGCCAGAGAAACUCAUCUUCGAGUCCUGUGGUUAUGAAGCCAAUUAUCUGGGCUCCAUGCUGAUCAAAGAUCUGCGAGGGACAGAAUCCACGCAAGAUGCCUGUGCCAAGAUGCGGAAAUCUACCGAGCACAUGAAGAAGAUCCCCACCAUCAUCCUGUCCAUCACAUACAAAGGUGUCAAGUUCAUCGAUGCCUCCAACAAGAACGUCAUCGCAGAGCACGAGAUCCGGAACAUUUCCUGUGCGGCCCAGGACCCGGAGGACCUCUGUACCUUUGCCUACAUCACCAAGGACCUGCAGACCAGCCACCACUAUUGCCAUGUGUUCAGCACUGUGGAUGUGAACCUGACCUACGAGAUCAUCCUGACGCUGGGGCAGGCCUUCGAAGUGGCCUAUCAGUUGGCCCUGCAGGCCCAGAAGUCCAGGGCAGUGGGCGCCUCUGCAGCUGAGAUGAUUGAAACAAAAUCUUCCAAACCGGUGCCUAAGCCUCGGGUCGGCGUGAGGAAAUCUGCACUGGAACCACCCGAUAUGGACCAAGAUGCCCAAUCCCAUGCCAGUGUCUCCUGGGUUGUGGACCCCAAACCAGACUCUAAGCGGAGCCUCAGCACCAAGUAUGAGACCACUAUCUUCUAAAACAACCCACUCCCUGUCUCCACUAGUCUCACUGUGCCUUUGCCAUCCGAUCUUUCUGCUGUCCUCAACUCUCUCCUUCCAGCUGCUGAUGCCAAGGCCCCACCUGCACUGGGACCUGCUCCUCUUGGGCGGGCGGCAGCGUAGACGCUGUACACUCGCAACUCUCGCACCUACCACCACCGAACACUGUGAAUUCUCCCCCUUGGGCUGAGGACAGCUUGAGGGGGUGAGUUGUCUUUGAGGUGGGCACCAAGAGGGCUCAGGGGUUCUGUUGCACCCCGGAAGCCUCCACGGGCAGGCACUGUGAACCCCGACGGGCAGGGCAGUCUCCAGCAGAAUCCCAACGGCACUGAUAGCUCCCUGGGGUUGGGCUGGGCUGUGUGGCUCCCUCCUCCUGUCUGCUGUACUGAGCCACAGCUGGGCACCGUUGCCAAGAGCUAGCUGACUGUUCUCACCUCUCCUGAAACAACCAACCACUGUGACCACCCAGUGCCAGAGUCCCCAGCACUCUGCUUACAGCCGGCCUGCAGCCCCACCCCACUGUCCUCCGCUGCUCUGAGGUGCUGGCCUCACUCUCAUGGCUAGGCCCUUGUGAGACCUUGAGCUCAGUGAUGUGGCUGGACCAGGGACAGACUGCUUUCUGUGAGGGCCCAAGAUAUGCACCCGGCCCUUGGGUCCGUGCUGACUGCCCCGCUUGGGGCUCUGGGUAUCUGAACACUCACAGGCUGGCUCACACAGCAGGUGUCUCAGUCCUGAUGGGCCUUCCCCUCCAAGGAGGGGGGUGGCACGUAUGUGGACAGCCCCUCUAUCUUCGCCAUGGAGUCUCAAGGCCUGGCAGCCUUGGGCCUGGCUCUGGAGUCUAGCUCAUUGAGGAGGAAGGCCUUCCGUAGAACCAACGAGGCGGCAGCCUGUGCCCUGCACACACGGCGCACCUUCUUCCCUCACAGAACAGAGCUGCUGGAGGACAGGGACCUGGACCAAGUGGCCUCCAUUGUCCUCUGGGAGCUUUCUGACAUUCUCCACGGUGGGGGAUCACAGAUAGCGCCGUCCAGUGCGCCCCUGACCGCCUCCCUCAGGCUCCUGACUCCUCCGAGAGGAGAGGCCGUCCCCUCGCAGCAGCUCAGCAGCUGGGAUGGUGGAGCUGAGUCUUUGAAGAGGCCCCCCGUUCUCCAGUGCGGGCAAAUCAGUUUGGAUGGCAGGAGACAGGAAGGAAGCGGUGCCCAUAGGCAGCUGGGCAUACAUAGCAGAGUCCACUAGGAAAGCCAGUCGGCCAGGGCAGUCAAAACCCAAGUCGAUAAACCGGGUAGGUCCUGCGCACCCACCCAUCCUUGUGCCUUCCUGAGCAGAGUCGCUGAGCCAGAGGCGGCGGGGGCUGCGGGCUGUGGGUGCUCAAAGCAGGCAUGGAGGGUGCCCAGGGGAGGCUGUGAGGGAUCUUCUGUCCUGCUCUGUUUCCUUUCCGUUUCCUCCACCGUCCGUAGGCCCCAUUGGUUAACCCUUUCCUCCCCCCAUUGUUUGCUUCUGCCAAGCUGAGCCACUGAGGAACCACACUGUGCUGCGGAAACAUAGACGUGGGGGCAUAGGCUCCCACUGCCACCACCGCCGUCGCCUCACCUGCAGCUUUGAAGACCCAGGCCUCACCUCCACCUGCAGGACCUCCUCUUGGCCACUUGGCCUGGGCCUGCCACCACCACGUCUUGCAGAACGAGCCCUGCCUUGGCUGUGGAGAAGCACUCCAGGCAGCUAGCAGAUGGGACUGGCAUUCCAGAGGGUCAAGAAGUGACUUGUUCAGAACACAUUGUUUUUAACAGAAAAAAAAUCUUUUUACAAAAUGAACUUUUAACACUUGGCUCAAACCUCUAGGUCAUACUGCCAAUCUUUAGACAAAUGGCCACGGGGCAGAGGACAGGGGAGCUGAGGUUGGUUCAGAGGCCAGCCUGCACAGCCUCUGUCCUCAGGAUGGGACCUGGGUAUAGCUCAGUGGGUCUGAAGAGGAGGCGGUGGCCUGUGGGUGAGGGGAACGGAGCAGGCUCGGGCAGAAUUGAGUACGGUGCGUCUGCUUUUCAAACCCGACCAUAUCAGCUGCUGCUCUUUAUGAACUGCCCAACUUCCUGUCCCCUUCAGGGGCUGGACACAGGCUUCUCGUAAGAACACAGCCUUAGAGGCACCUGAGCAACUCAAACGUUUCCGGUCCAUUUCCGGGGUUCCCAAUGGGAAGGUUCAGUGGCCAAAUGAAGAUAAAGUGUGCAGUUUCUAGUGCUGGGAAGUCAGCCAGCACCAGAGUGCCAGGCCUCUCCCUGGCCUCUUACCUGUCAGUGACCGGAGCACUGCCCUGGGCUGGCUAGCGCCGUACUGCCUGCGUUGUGUCAGAGAACAGGAAAAGCAGCUUUGUUUGGGGCAUUAAUGUUUGGAGUAGGUCAGCUAAGGUUGCUACUUGCCAAUUUGUGAUUUGUCUAAUCAGCCUGUGUGAUUGGGGCUCAUUUUGAUUCGCUGAAUUAUGUUUGACGGUUACACUCUCGGCUGCUGGGCCCAUCCCUGGCCCCCGGUGUGGAAAAAGCUAAAUAAGGUGACAGUGCAUUGAGGCUCCCCCGCGUGGCCUUUGGGGCAGGCUGGCGUCCCGGUGCGCCUCUGCUUCUUAAGCUUUCCUGCUGCUCGCUUUGCUUUUAAAAGUAACUUGGGUUGCAUUCUUCCCUCUGGACUAGAGUAGAAAUGCAGGGGAAACUGCUGUGGAUUUGAGAGGCAAAGCUGGCUCAGCUGUGUGCCCAGUUCCUCCUGUGGGCACUUUAGCAGGCUCCAAGCUUUCCUGGCAUAGGUCAGUCAGGUCCCAGGAUGAAUAGUCCAGGCUUCAGCAACACUCCUGUUUCCCCAGCAAAGGCUGUGAAUUUAAAUUCUUUGUUGGUGUGUAUGUGCAGGGAGUACAUUCUUAACCCAUGUGGUUGGCCAAAAAUCAGAAGUGGGGCUGUCUCUGGCUGGCUAGAGGCCAGGCCUUGUGGGUUUCUAUCUAUCUGCUAAGCGCCCGGCAGGUUGGGUCCUGGGACUCAGCUCUCUCUGCGGCAGAGGCAGGCCCUCCUCCACUUCGCGGUACUAAACGAAGACCUCGACACCUUGCAGUUUUACUUCAUUUCCUGCUCCUUUCAGGGCCUGUGAGGAUUCCCAUGAGCUAAUGCUAUACAGUACUCAGCCCCGACUUUCUUCUAAGAGUUGACCAGGAACCCUAAAGCAUCCAGAGUAGACUGUGCUGCUGCUGCGUGCAUGCUGGUGCCCGUCUUCCUCCUGAGGGGCCAGGCCACAUCUAAAUGGGCCUCUGUUGGGGGGCGGUAGGUCCGAAAGAAACUGCAGACACUACGAUACACUCCUCAAGCUGUCGUUUGUGCUUAGAUCAUCCAUAGGUGUUUCUUCUGCUUGAAGCUGCUAUAUCAUCUUUAUUUAUUCAGGGUAUUUUCAUACUGGAAGCCUUGGCUAGUCUGCUCUGGCUCUGGGUUCUGUUUAGAGAUUGGUUUAUUUCUGAAUAUUCAAGAAAGGAAAAUGACUGGGCCUUUCUUUCUUCCUUUCUUUUCUUCUCCUCUGGGGCAGGUAGUCUCCCUUUCCUAGAAAGGUUAUUGUAACUUUAAGGACAGGCUUCAAGUGGGAAGGCCCCUACUUUUGCACUUCUCCAAGUGCAGGUCACACCAGGGGCAGACCCUGUCGCUGCGUUUCUGAACUGUGAAGGAGCCCAUUCAGGUGGGAGACUUCAGAUGGGCUUAGUACCUGUCCCAGCCACAGGCUUCUUGUCCACCUCUUCUCCCCUGCCCACCAGCUGCUCAGCACAUAAGACCUUCCCGACAGGCUCUGCGUGUGCAGUGCUCUGCAUCCCUCCUGAGCCCUCCAGCGUCAGACACUAAUGGGAGUUCCCGAGACGCUCGGGUUUGAGCAGGCAGCAGGCAGAGCUGCAGUCAGAGACAUCAGAAAACCAGUCUGAACGGGGUCUGUCUUUGAGAUGCCCAGGCCAGCAGAAAGCAGCUCACAAGUAUUGUUGCUCAUGGUGUGGCAACAGACUGAACUGUAAUAAAAAUGUUAUUUAAUCUUUGUCUCUGUAUUUUGAUACUUGAAUGACUUCCCCUUUUGUUUUACUGUACAUAAAAUUGUUAAUCUGUCUGAUUUUGUCUGAAUUAUAAACAUUUUGAGGUACCAAACAUAACCAAUCUGUGCAACAACAUAGACUGACCUCACUACCCAAGAGAGUGUAAAUAUUCCUGGGCUUCCAGCUUUGGUUUUGUUAUUUUCAUAACUGUACAACUUAGAACAGACUGAAUUAAUAAAUGAGAAGCGACAUGAACGCAGCCUUAA
Molecule: messenger RNA, 9153 nt
Organism: Nomascus leucogenys (northern white-cheeked gibbon)
Lineage: Eukaryota; Metazoa; Chordata; Mammalia; Primates; Hylobatidae
Gene: ANKS1A
Product: ankyrin repeat and sterile alpha motif domain containing 1A
Exons: 12
Coding region: 3310-4830 (506 amino acids)
Cellular component (GO): cytosol
Molecular function (GO): protein binding
Source: RefSeq, a predicted model, not a curated record